CAUGUUCUCCCCAACAACGCGGUAGAAUUUACUGCUCAACUUACUUUACUCUCGAGAUACCCGUCCUACACCUUAUCGACAAAACAUUGUAUACUUUGCCUGCCUCGUCCAUCACCGAACCCAGAAACUUUGUUCUCCAUGUCUUCUAUCACAUCCUUGCCUGCGGACGCGACAGGGCAACUUGAGGCAUCAACCGAGACCACCAAAGCAGGGGAGAAGCGUGCUCGUCGUGCUACUCGCCCUUACAAAUGUGCCCACUGCCCAAAGGUCUUCAAACGCAGUGAGCACUGCAUUCGUCAUGAGCGUAGUCACACAAACGAGAAGCCUUAUGCUUGCCAGUACUGUUUGAAGACGUACUCAAGAAAAGAUCUCGUGACACGGCAUGAGAAGACCCUACAUGCGGAACACAAUAGCAAAGUCAUCGAUGAUCCGUCCGACGAUGAUGCAUCGGAGGAGGAAACUUCGAGUGAAAGAGAUCAUCCCCCUAAGCGACAUCGCGCCUAUCGCACCCCUUUGAGCCAGCCCUCGCUAGGAGAUGGCCCAAGGAGAGACUCUUGCUCGUCAACUCUAGUUUCCAAUAGCAUCGUGGUCGCAACGCAGCACAAGAGCAAGUCGAGAGAGACUCAACAAUUUCCACCACGCGGACAAGCAGCUCUCACUCCUCCGCAAACGCACGAUGCCUCGACUUCGAACUCAGCAGACGCCUUGGAUAUGUUUUUCGACACGAAUCCCGGCAUAAUCUUUGGCCAUAGUCAGCCGCAAGGCCUACCCAUGACCCAAGGGUUUGUCUUUAAUCGGCUACGAAAUCAACUCAGCGAAGGCACUACGGACAGAGACCGUAUGAUAAACGGUCACCCUCAGCUUACAGAAGAAGAUGGCUCAGGUCUUGGUCCCUUGGACUCUUUUCUCGCAGAUCCAACUUCACAGCCAAUAUUGCCCAUGUCUGAGGAAACCUUUGAUUACACGCACGACUUUGGCUUCCUCGACGCUCCGGACUGGAUGGGAUUAUCAAACCCAGACACUGGCCUUGAAGCCUCAAAUGAUUCCAAUGCCAGUUCUCUAGAGCAGCCAUGCUCAUCGGAAAGGAGUCUACAUCAAGCAGAUAAGCAGUCUCAGUCAGGAGCCUUGAAGUCCAGGUCUCAAGCCGUUUCUGAGCGCAACCUUCCACGUCUGCUUGAGAACAAGCGAUCUCCGAAGCCAAGUCUCACCAUGGAUAAGCCCCUGCACGACUCAAUCUGUAGAGACGUGAAUAAGCGGCUUACCGGUCCUGACAUAUCAAAGGACAUUCCUCCCUUGAAGGCCUGUCAAAGCUUUCUCUCUAGUUACGUGGAGUGUUUUCAUUGUCACCUACCUUUGAUUCACAUCCAGACGAUUUCGCAUGGUGAUAUUCCUAGUCCCCUGAUACUUGCUAUGUGCAGUAUUGGCGCUCUGUAUCGCUUAGAUCGCCGUCGCGCACGGCGUCUUUGGGACCUGGCGCUGAGAUUGAUUGAGCCGAUCCUUACGAGAGACUGUCCACUCUGGGUUAUGCAAACUAAAUUUCUGUUGACUUUCUUCGCUAUUUUCAGUGGCGAUAAUGACUUGGCGGCCCAGUCUAUAGGAGAGAGCAGUCACUAUACCUUGUUAUACGCAAAGGUCCGGCAUCAGCUGCAACAAGACAACGUGGAUCUCCUGAGUUCAACUUGGGCAGACUGGGUACAACGCGAAUCAUGGAAGAGACUCCUCGGUGCCAUAUACGUGGCGAGUACGGUCAACACCAUCAUAUACGGCCUCAGUCCUGCCUUCAAUGCCAGCCAGGAUCUUGAAAUCGAGCACUUCCAUGACGAAAACCUCUGGAAUGCUUCAUCUGCCAACGAAUGGCGAGAGCUGCGUGCCAGUUACAGAAAGAGGAACUCAAGAACCACCAAGGAUAUUCUAGAAGAUGUCUUGUCUAAGAAUACUAAUGAUUCCAGAUUUGAGUCAUACAACAUCUCACCGUUCUCUGCGCUCAUUCUGAUGCAUGCCGUCUUGAUACACACCUGGCAGCUCUCCCAGCUUUCGCAAACCUCGGCAGUUUUCUCCUUUCAAUCAAAGACCGGGAAUUCCUCUUUAGGGAAAUCUCUUCUCGCAAAUGCCCUGAACUCAUUGGACAGGUGUCACGGGCUGCUGAAGCAAACCAGAGAAGGCCAGCUUGAGGAUAUGGACGACAACGACAUCACAUCGCUAUGCUUUAGCUCACACGCCAUACUCAGGGCUGCUUACAUUCGGCUCUUUGACAACACCAAGAGUUUUGAUCGUCUCAGUCUGCUCGCAGAAGAUCCAAGUACCGUUGACAGCUCCGUCACCAUGUUUACGAACAUGAAGCUGGAAAGAAACGUCGACUGUGUGAAGGCCAUCGAGAAAACGCUGGAAGGAAUUCAGCUACCAGUGAAGAUGGGGCAUAUGCUCAUACGGAAAACAGCUGCUUUCCGAUGGAGCGUGGAGCAUGCGGUUGCAGCUUGGGACAAUGUCCUCUUCACCACGAAAUGGGCGCACACAAUCGAACUAGAUAUGAGGAGAGGUAUCGAGCCCAGUGCAGCCGAAGUAGACCUCCUCAUGAAGAUAAAAGACAUUCUCGAGGAGGCAGACUAUGAUGCAAAUGAGAGCGCAUCCAUCGCUGCAGGCUUAGCUAAAACCUGCAGUCUCUUCCUUCAAGAUGUAUGGGUCUGGGGUAUCACAGUGAGAAUGGGCGAUGUUCUGGAACGAUUGGCAGGGGCAUACGAGCGAGAGAUGGAGGCUGCUGGGCCUGCUUGUCAACCUUAGAACCAGACUAGCGCAUUCUAGCAGGCCUGAUCUACAUCAUACCAGACUUCAGGAAGUAUAUCAAAUGUGUACCGUCCCGCCGGCGUGUGAUCAGUCAUCAACAAACCAACG
This is a messenger RNA of Colletotrichum phormii, 2889 nucleotides long. RefSeq lists its product as uncharacterized. Gene Ontology annotation, cellular component: chromatin. Bases 139 to 2778 code for a protein of 879 amino acids. Gene Ontology annotation, molecular function: zinc ion binding; DNA-binding transcription factor activity, RNA polymerase II-specific; RNA polymerase II cis-regulatory region sequence-specific DNA binding. The record is from RefSeq and is a predicted model, not a curated record. NCBI's taxonomy places the organism in Eukaryota, Fungi, Ascomycota, Sordariomycetes, Glomerellales, Glomerellaceae. Gene Ontology annotation, biological process: DNA-templated transcription; regulation of transcription by RNA polymerase II. The transcript is spliced from 6 exons.